Gopherus evgoodei (Goodes thornscrub tortoise) is the source of this 1028-nucleotide messenger RNA. Its product is annotated as zinc finger protein 436-like. The coding region runs from base 20 to 808 and encodes 262 amino acids. The record is from RefSeq and is a predicted model, not a curated record. Lineage: Eukaryota; Metazoa; Chordata; Testudines; Testudinidae. Gene Ontology annotation, molecular function: DNA-binding transcription factor activity, RNA polymerase II-specific; RNA polymerase II cis-regulatory region sequence-specific DNA binding. Gene Ontology annotation, biological process: regulation of transcription by RNA polymerase II. The transcript is spliced from 2 exons.
CAAGGGUGCUGCCUCCGAAAUGCCCUGUCUCAGAGUGGUGGAGCUGUGGGGAACACCCUUCCAAACAGCAAAGCCUCGUGAGGGGAUGGUGAGAGAGACUGUGGAGCAGACGCCUCAGCAGGAAGAGGAGCAACUGGAAACACGUGGGGCAUUGUUGCAAAGAUGCAAAGGGAGUGUGUCCAGGAGUUGCGAGCAGGGAAAAGGCUCUCAGGGGCAGCACAGGCCAGAGAAGCGUCAGGGGAACCAGCCAGUGCAGAAAGUUGGAAUAUCUGUUCACUAUCGGGAAACUCACAAAGGCCUCAAGGAAGCCACGGCCUGGCAGAGAAUCCUUACGGGAGAGAGAAAUAACACGGGCUUUGAGAGUGGGAAAAAGUUCAGGAGGUGCUCACACCAUCAGAGAAUCCACACUGGAGUGAGACCCUAUGGAUGCUGCGAGUGCGGGAAAACCUUCACUGAGCGUUCAACUCUUAUUCGCCAUCAGAGGAUCCACACAGGGGAGAAACCCCAUGAAUGCUGUGAGUGCGGGAAAACCUUCGCUCAGCGCUCACACCUUAUUUGCCAUCAGAAGAUGCACACGGGGGAGAAACCCUAUGGAUGCUGUGAGUGCGGGAAAACCUUUACUGAGAGCUCGCACCUUAUUUGCCAUCAGAGAAUCCAUAGGGGCAGCGCCCCUAUGGAUGCUGCGACUGUGGGAAAACCUUCACUCAGCAUUCAAAUCUCAUUGCGCAUCAGAGGAGUCACACAAGGGAGAAACCCUAUAAAUGGUAUGAGUGUGGGAAAACCUUCUCUUGGCACUCAGCCCUUAUAAAACAUUGGAGGAUCCACACAGGUGAGAAACCCUACAACUGCCGUGAGUGCGGGAAAACCUUCAUUGACAGCUCACACCUUACUUGCCAUCAGAGAAUCCACACAGGGGAGAAACCCUAUGGAUGCUGCGAGUGUGGGAGAACCUUCGCUCGGAAAUCUGGCCUUAUUACACAUCAGAGGAUCCACACAGGGGAGAAACUCUAUGAAUGCCAUGCGUGUGG